Mesoplodon densirostris (Blainville's beaked whale) is the source of this 1677-nucleotide messenger RNA. RefSeq names its product G protein-coupled receptor 50 (gene GPR50). Lineage: Eukaryota; Metazoa; Chordata; Mammalia; Artiodactyla; Ziphiidae. Gene Ontology annotation, molecular function: melatonin receptor activity. The transcript is spliced from 2 exons. The coding region runs from base 1 to 1677 and encodes 558 amino acids. Gene Ontology annotation, cellular component: membrane. The record is from RefSeq and is a predicted model, not a curated record. Gene Ontology annotation, biological process: G protein-coupled receptor signaling pathway.
AUGGGGCCUGCCCUUGCAGUUCCCACCCCAUUCGGCUGUAUUGGCUGUAAACUGCCGCAGCCAGACUAUCCACCGGCUCUAAUCAUCUUUAUGUUCUGCGCAACGGUCAUCACCAUAGUCGUAGACCUGAUCGGCAACUCCAUGGUCAUUUUGGCUGUGUCGAAGAACAAGAAACUCCGAAAUUCUGGCAACAUCUUCGUGGUUAGCCUCUCUGUGGCUGAUAUGCUGGUGGCCAUCUACCCCUAUCCUCUGAUGCUGCAUGCCAUGGCCAUUGGUGGCUGGGAUCUGAGCCAGUUACAGUGCCAGAUGGUUGGAUUCAUCACAGGGCUGAGUGUGGUCGGUUCUAUCUUCAAUAUCAUGGCAAUUGCCAUCAACCGUUACUGCUACAUCUGUCACAGCCUCCAGUAUGAGCGCAUCUUCAGCGUGCGCAAUACCUGCAUUUACCUGGUUGUCACCUGGAUCAUGACUGUCCUGGCUGUCCUGCCCAACAUGUACAUUGGCACCAUCGAGUAUGAUCCUCGCACCUACACCUGCAUCUUCAACAAUGUGAACAACCCUGCCUUUGCUGUGACCAUCGUCUGCAUCCACUUUGUCCUCCCUCUGCUCAUAGUGGGUUUCUGCUAUGUGAGGAUCUGGACCAAAGUGCUGGCAGCCCGUGUCCCGGCUGGGCAGAAUCCUGACAACCAGCUUGCUGAGGUUCGCAAUUUUCUAACCAUGUUUGUGAUCUUCCUCCUCUUUGCAGCGUGCUGGUGCCCUAUCAACGUGCUCACUGUCUUGGUGGCUGUCAGUCCAAAGGAGAUGGCAGGCAAGGUCCCCAACUGGCUUUAUCUUGCAGCCUACUUCAUAGCCUACUUCAACAGCUGCCUCAAUGCUGUGAUCUACGGUCUCCUCAAUGAGAAUUUCCGAAGGGAAUACUGGACCAUUUUCCAUGCUAUGCGGCAUCCUAUCCUGUUCCUCUCUGGCCUCAUCACUAACGUCUUGGAAACGCAGGAGGCCCAAGCCUUCGCCCGCGCCCGCAUCCGCGCCCGUGCCCGUGCCCGUGCCCGUGCCCAAGCCCAAGCCCGCGACCAAGGCUAUGCCCGUGCCUGCCCUGCUGCGGAGGAAAUACCGAUGAACGUCCGGAAUGUUCCACUACCUGGUGGUGCUGCAGCUGGCCAACCUGAGCGUGCCUCUGGCCACCCCAGUCCAGCCUCCAGCCACUCCAGGUCUGCCUCUGCCCACUGCACAUCUUCCUCUGGUCACCAUAAGUCUGUCUUUAGUCACUCCAAGUCUGCCUCUGGUUAUGCCAAGUCUGCCACUGUCUACCCUAUGCCUGCCUCUGUCCACUUCAGGGCUGACUCUGUCUAUUUCAAGGCUGCCUCUAGCCACCCCAAGCGUGUCACUGGCCACCCCGAGCCUGCCGACUAUCCUGAGCCCUUUGCCAUUAGCUACCUGGAGCCUGCCAUUGCCAGCCAGCCUGAGCCCACUGCUGCUGGCCACCUAGAGUGCAACAUCACUGACCUCCCUGAGCCCCCCUCCAGCCCUGCCACUGAGUCCCCCAACCCUGUUGCCAGCCCACUGGAGCCUGCUGCUGCCGCUGCCCCUGCUGACCCCAUUGUGGUCACCAUUGCCACCAACGAUUACCAAGAAGUUGUGGUUACUGAUGUUGAAACAGAUUCUGAUGAAAUUGAUGUGUGA